CCAGCGGCUCUCCUCGAGCGCGUCAUGCACUCAUUUGCAUACGGUGCGAUUUGAAAUACAAUGUAAACAGCUCUUGAAAUGAGCAGCUCAUCGAAACAGGUCGAGCAGUCCUUGCUGGCUAUUCGUAUCAUUGGUGGUGUAGGCUGACUGGCAUUAUUUCAGCUGAUGGGCAUGGCCCUGCAUUCUGAUGGAAACGUGGGAGAUUCGAAAUGACUAUUCGUCACAUUGCUCCCGCGGAGAACCAACCUGUGGUUACACACAGAAAUGUAGCCAACUUCCUCGGCUUUGACUGUCGCGCAGACACGUCAUUCAGAGACUAGUCCUUGGCCCGCCCAGCAGCAUUUGACUGAAGAGAGCAAUGAAGAGUGUCGAGGUAUAAUAACAGUUUAACUGGACCUCAGCAGCAGGCUAACAUUUUAUCACAUUGAGUGAUACAGUAUACGUUCUUUGGUUGCCCAGCCGUUGAGCAUUCAGUGCGAUAUCACAUCUGGGCUACCGGAAAUACGAUGCUCAACCACCGCUGUAGGUUGACAUUGCUGCUAUCCAGGUGUUGGACCAAAGAGGAGGGACGUUGUUGAUGUGACAUUACAUCUAUGCUGUGUGCAGUUUUUGUGGUCCCAUUCACAGACACAGAGCAAGAAGAUGCUGAGCCGUUUCAUGAGUGGCAGCAUCAGGAAUCUGGAACGAGAAUACAACUGUACCGUGAGGCUGCUGGAUGACUCGGAGUACACCUGCACGAUCCAGCGCGAUGCAAAGGGACAGUACCUGUUUGAUCUCAUCUGUCACCACCUUAACCUGCUGGAGAAAGACUACUUUGGCAUCAGAUAUGUGGACCCAGACAAACAGAGGCACUGGUUGGGGUUUACAAAAUGUAUUGCCAAACAAAUGAAAUCCCAGCCUCCAUUCACCAUGUGUUUACGUGUCAAGUUUUACCCUCCUGACCCGGCUGCCCUGAAAGAGGAAAUCACAAGAUAUCUAGUCUUCCUACAGAUCAAGAGAGAUCUGUACCAUGGUCGUCUCCUGUGUAAGACGUCGGAUGCUGCCAUGUUGGCUGCCUACAUACUACAAGCUGAGGUUGGUGACUAUGAUCCUGGAAAGCAUCCUGAGGGCUACAGCUCUAAGUUCCAGUUCUUCCCUAAACACUCAGAGAAGCUGGAGAGACGCAUCUCUGACAUCCACAAGACAGAACUAAUAGGACAGACUCCAGAAGAGUCCGAGCUGAACUUCCUGCAGAAGGCCCAGGAGCUGGAGACGUAUGGUGUGGACCCUCACCCCUGCAAGGAUGUGUCAGGGAACCCUGCCUUCCUGGCCUUCACUCCGUUUGGCUUCACUGUCCUGCAGGGGAACAGGAGAGUCCAUUUCCUCAAUUGGGACGAGGUGACAAAGCUGAAGUUUGAGGCAAAGACAUUCCAUAUAUAUGCAAAUCAGAAAGAGGACAAGAAGAUCAUCUUGACAUAUUUUGCACCUACACCUGAGGCCUGUAAACACCUGUGGAAGUGUGGAGUUGAGAAUCAGGCUUUCUACAAGUUGGACAAGUCCAGCCAGGUCAGAACGGUGUCCAGCAGUAAUCUGUUCUUCAAAGGAAGUAGAUUCAGAUACAGUGGCAGGGUUGCUAAGGAAGUGAUGGAGCAAAGUGCCAAAAUAAAACGGGAACCUCCAGAGAUUCACAGGGCUGGUCUGGUACCCAGUAGGAGCUGUCCUUCCAUCACCCACGGCCCAAGGCUGACCAGUGUCCCCCGACAAAGACGGAGAGCUGUACACAUCUCCAUCAUGGAGGGCCUGGAGUCCCUACGAGACUCCGCCCACUCCACGCCCGUGCGUUCCGUCUCCCACGGCGACUCCUUCAUGCCGCGACACCGUCACCACACAACAGAUGCCGGCGAGGGCGGGUCAUCCCAGCGGGUCAUCUCUGACGAGGCCUACUGUCCCUCAGACAGUGUGCUGCCCACCCCCAUGGCCGAACACAGCCUGGAGCUAGCUGUGGCACGCCACCCUAAUGGAGCCCCCUGCAGCAUCGAAGAGGAGGAGUCGGAGGCCGGGACUCCUGAGGGACAGGUGGCUGAGUUUGGCCCCGACGGCAGAGUGCUUCGGCUGGGUCGGACCAGGAAGUCUCUCCCUAAUAAGGAGGUGCAGGAGCUACAUAAGUUCAUCCUGAGUGUGUUGCGUAUGUUCCUGGUGACCAUGGGACUGCUGUUUGCCCUGCUCUCCCUCCUUAUCAUGCUGACUGAGUCUGACCUGGACAUCGCCUUCCUCCGGGACAUACGCAAGACGCCUGAGUUCCAGCAGUUCCACUUUGAGUAUUUCUGCCCUCUCAGACGGUGGGUUGCCUGCAAGUUCCGCUGGAUGGGAGGCUUCCUUAUAGACAAGUGAGAAAGACUGAGCGAUGGAGGGAGAGAAAGAGGAGUGAAUGAAAAAGAGGCCUCUGAGAGGACGUACGCGAAGGAUGGAUGGAGGAUAGGAAGAAGUCAAGGAAGGCUGUAGACAGGAAGGGAGGGCUGCUCCAUCUGAAUGGGAAUUGACCUUCAAGCUUCUCCCACAAGUCACUUCCUGUUACAAGCCAAGGACCGCCCCCUUCGCUGACCCUCUUCCCUUUUCUAACCAUCAGACUGAACGGAGGACAUUUUCUGAGCUCAUGUUUUACUUUGGAAAUUCAGGUCAUUUCAAGGUACUUUAUUUUUUACCAAGAGACAAGGCAACAGAGUUAUAAAACGACAUAAAAUGAGACAUCUGAGGUCUGUUAUAGGCCUGGGAGGAAACACAUAUUAUUCAACCAACAGAACAACAACAGUUGCCUUUAUUUUCUAUUACUUCAUAUGAACAUCAAUUGUAAGAGAGAAAAAAACGGUAAAAUAAUAAGAUGGAUACAAAUAUAUUAGAUGGACAUUGAUAUAAAAACAGAGGUGUGAAGUGUUGAGUUGUGUACUGUUUGAGCUGAGAAAGGAUGAGAGAGAGAGAUGAAAAACCAUGCCUUUUACUCAUUUGGGGUCAACAUCUAAAACAUCCAUGAUAAUCAUUCUAAUGCUGCUGAAACUUUCAUUUGGGCUGCUAUUGGAGGAGAAACAUUUCUACUGGCAGGAGUACUGAAGUCUGGAGUCUGACAAAGAAA
This is a messenger RNA of Oncorhynchus mykiss (rainbow trout), 3106 nucleotides long. The record is from RefSeq and is a predicted model, not a curated record. NCBI's taxonomy places the organism in Eukaryota, Metazoa, Chordata, Actinopteri, Salmoniformes, Salmonidae.